Molecule: messenger RNA, 9796 nt
Organism: Lymnaea stagnalis (great pond snail)
Lineage: Eukaryota; Metazoa; Mollusca; Gastropoda; Lymnaeidae
Source: the annotation of a GenBank genome assembly
GCCGCUUCAUCAUCUAAAAUACGCCAGCGAGACAAAGAAGGUUCUCAGGUCGUAUUCAAAGAAAACGAUUUCAAAGUAAGUGUCCCCCCCCCCCUUUUUUUUUAUUACUUACAGAAUUUAACUUUAUAGUUUUAAUCAUUGGGAGGGGAGGCGGUGACCCACCACGAUAGUUUGAUGACCCACCACGAUAGUUUGAUGACACACCACGAUAGUUUGAUGACCCACCACGAUAGUUUGAUGACCCACCACUGAAGGUUCUCAGGUCGUAUUCAAAGAAAACGAUUUCAAAGUAAGUGUCCCCCCCCCCUUUUUUUUUAUUACUUACAGAAUUUAACUUUAUAGUUUUAAUCAUUGGGAGGGGAGGCGGGCGGGGUGGGGGGUAGUAAAUGGACAACUUAUAAAAUAUUUUCGAUUAUUGCAAUAGGUGACAGAAUUUCAAGCUAAGCCCCACGUCACACGAUCAGACAAUUCAAUUGGACUCUUUUGUGUGUGUUUUGUUAAAGUGUAUUUUAAGCUAAAUUAAGGACUGCAAAACUUAGCCAGUUUCGAGGUCCAUCUGGCGGGGGCAUAAGCACCACCAAUGCGAACAUGUACUUAUUAUUUUUUAAAAAGUAGUUUGCUAUAUGGGACACAGCUUCAGAGAGUUGCUUUCAUUACUCUGGAAAAGGGGGGGUGGUACAGUCGAGGGCGUCCUACUUAAGAGCUAUUCCGAAAGGCAUGACAUAUCAAACAUAAACUUUUUAAUUUAAUUUAAUUUAAUUAUUUUUUAAAACAUUUUUCCUUGUCAAUCUAAAUUAGCUUGUCGUGACAAUUAUCACGUCAUGAUUAUACGGUUGAAUUAAGGCAACCGUGGGAACUUUCAGCCAUUUUGAUUUAUUUUGACUUCUAAUGUCCGAUUUACUUUGGGUAAAUUUAAAAAAAAAAAAAUGGCUAUUUCACGAAUUUUCUUACAAUUUAUUUUCUGUUAAUUGAUUCACAGAGAGCGUGCCAGCAAUUGCAUUUCUAGUCAGUGGUUUCCCUUGGAAUGCAUGCUCUAUUUCAAAAUUGAUAGCCCUAUCUGCUUAUGAUCUUAUUUGAUGCAUUUGCGUAAUAUCUUAAUUUUAAGUUAUGAUUUUAUUUCACAAAAUUCAGCAUCACUGAAUCGGAAGGAGCGUAUCGAAACAAAGGCGAGGAGAUAAUGCGAAACUUCCUGAACUGUGACUUUGAAAGCCUUGACGAGGGAUCUCUGUCUGUGAGUACAACGCUUGUGUGGGUUGAAGUCUGUGUGUGAGUACACCAUUUGUGUGUGGGUUGAAGUCUGUGUGUGAGUACAGCGUUUGUGCGUUGGCGGAAGUCUGUGUGUGAGUACACCGUUUGUAUGGGCUAAAGUGUGUAUGAUUAAAUCGAUUGUGUGGGUCGGUGCCAGAGUGAGUACAACGUUUGUGUAGUGGAAGAUGGUCUAAUUAAAGUUAUUGGGACAUUGACAUUGACUACCUCAAGCGAGGCUUGAACACAUGCCCCCUGCUUGGGAAUUAUCGUUGAACGAUCCGAUUAUAUUAGCUUGGUUGAUACAUUUGAAACGGAGUGCUUCCAAAGCUUUUCCAAUCUAAAUAAACUCUCUCACCUAUAAGUGUUCGUCAUUCGAAUGCGAAGAUGACCAAGACUUUGACUCGAGUAGUAGCCUAGAGUAGAGCUGUAUUUUCGUUUUAAAGUGAAGUAGAGUUGCUUCAUUCGAAAGCCCUACUCUCUCAUUCGUCCCUGCCAUACUUGUUCCAAUGGCAAAACUUAGUCAAGACGACUGGAAAUAGACCAGGAUGCAGUAGAUGGUCAGCAGUGUGUCUUGUGUCUCACUGUUCUCUCUUGCGUUCCACAUCGGAAUUUUCAUUCUGUCACUGUCAUACCGCCUGCGGGACUCAACCUCUCGGUUUAAAUUUCAAAGUCUGCCUUCACUUAGGUGAGUUGACAUCCAAAUUUAACGGGUCCCAUCCACCCGGGGUGCUGAUGUUCUUUUUGCCUGUCGAGGUUUUUUUGUUUUUGUUUUUUUUUUUGGUGAUUGAAAUCUCACUACUAAUAAUGUGUUAGCUCAAACACGAUCAUUUACUGCGCUAAGUUGUCGCGUUCUUAAUGUUGACACGAAUGCCUAACACCGAAUAACAACGUAUCGCUUUAAAUGUUUCAGCAGCCUCACUUAAUCCGGAGCCCAACCACGUUCAAUUACUCCAGCUGUCUGAAGAUGCCUUGGAUCCAGAACGACACGUACCAGGACGGUGAGAGAGAUGAUAGCAUUAAAAAAAAAACAUUGUACGUAAUGUUUUAGACAAAAGCUGCCGAAAUGGAGCAGCAUCGUGUGCUAUGUUCAUGUUAAAUGGGAGUAUACAUUUCGCAUUACAUCAACUUUAGAAAGAAAAUAAUUGAACAACGACUAAAUCCAAAGUUAUUCCUUUAAAAAAAAUUAAGAAACCAGCAAUGGGGGAAGAGGGGGGGGGGCUGAAAAUUUAACAAAACAGACAUAUAAGUAACCCACUUUAUAUGAAUCCCAAUUAGUGCCCCCCACCCACCCUCAAGGCUCGCAACCGCACUUUUUUACACGCCCCUGAACUAUCUUAAUAUUCUAAUGCCCCACCCGCUUUCACAGCUUAGAUUAAUUUCACCAACUAUUUCAGGAAAACGAAUUCAAAUAUUACGCACCAAACGCGCCAGCGAGAGUCAGUGUCAUCAUGUUUUCUCCAGCCUUUCCUUGAAAAAAAAUGGUGAUAUUUUGGUGUUGAAGGUGGGGCUGAACAUUUUGCAGAAUGUGGUAUCAUCGACAACCAGUCUAUGCGCCAAGUUUCAGCUCGAUAUGCUGACGGCAAGUGGCUCAAUGAGCCGUACGAGGACUUAGCCAACCCACCACCCCAUCCACCAAGCCAGACACAAACGAAAGUGAAGUCAAUAUAAAGGAUUUUGUUUUUAAAGUUAAUUCUUUACUAUUGCGUACUUUACAUAUAUAUAUAUAUAUAUAUAUAUAAUAGCGAGUACCCGGCAUGUUUUGCGAUGCCACUCAAAGACAGAAAGUGUUCGUGUUUUAAUUACGUUUUGAAGUCCCUUUUAUUUUUCCAUACCAUACAUUUUGUUUUUCCGUCUGAUACGAACACUACUAAAUAAGAAGUAUUUUCGACAAGAUGUCCUCGUGAGAAGCAUGGAUUUUAAAAAUGUAGUCCCCGCACUUGUAGCGAUUAAUCCACCCAUGCAGUAGCUCUGUUUGUGAUUAUAUUUUAUAUAGGUCAUAGUAUACAAAAAUAAAAUUUCGGGCACCCGGCCCCAAACUAAAUUUGUAAAAUUAUUGUAUUAAUUUAGAAACCUACUCAUCAUGUCACAAACAAACUGAAUGUCACUGUUUGUUUUUGAUUCAAUUCCAUACACCCAUACAAUAGCUCUGUUUCAAACGGCCCAAAACGGAAUAUUGUCAAAUGGUUACACUAAUUCAGAAACCUAUGCGGGCUUGCGUACAGCAACUCACCAAAGGUUUAUCGAAGUCGUAUGAAUGAUAUUGAAGCGCUCACAGGACAGAGAGACAGACAGACACACAGACACACAGACAGACAGACAAAGACACACACACAAACACACUCACACAUACACACCCACUCACUCACUCACCCACACACACACAUCCACCCACACCCACACACACCCACACACACAUACACAUACACACAUACACAUACACACAAUAUACACACACACAUACACACACAUAAACCAAUUUACACACACAUAUACACACAUACACAAUACACACACAUACAUACACACAUACAUACACACAUACACACACAUACAUACACACAUACACACACAUACAGACAUACACACACAUACAUACACAUACAUAUAUACAUACAUACAUACAUACAUACAUACAUACAUACAUACAUACAUACAUACAUACAUACAUACAUACAUACAUACAUACAUACAUACAUACAUACAUACAUACAUAUAUACAUAUAUACAUAUAUACAUACAUACAUACAUACAUACAUACAUACAUACAUACAUACAUACAUACAUACAUACAUACAUACAUACAUACAUACAUAUAUACAUAUAUACAUAUAUACAUACAUACAUACAUACAUACAUACAUACAUACAUACAUUCAUACAUACAUAUACUUUUAUAUAUUUAGAUUCAAGUCCGUAAAAAUAUGUUACACAAUAAAUAUGUUAAUCCACAAACAUGUUAGUCCAUUUAAAUGUUACGGAAUUAAACUGUUCGUCAGUAAAUGCUGUUUUAUUGAUUUAGUUACCUUGACGAUGACCUACCCCCCACCCCCCAAACACACACACUUGUUUGCUGAUGCAUGUAAAAUCACAGUGCUGUAGGUGCUGUACGCUCAGGCGCCUUGACACAACCGCACCACACUGUAGCUCAAUUGUUCUAUAAGCACCACACUGUAGCUCAAUUGUUCUAUAAGCACCACACUGUAGCUCAAUUGUUCUAUAAGCAGCACACUGUAGCUCAAUUGUUCUAUAAGCACCACACUGUAGCUCAAUUGUUCUAUAAGCACCACACUGUAGCUCAAUUGUUCUAUAAGCACCACACUGUAGUUCAAUUGUUCUAUAAGCACCACACUGUAGCUCAAUUGUUCUAUAAGCACCACACUGUAGCUCAAUUGUUCUAUAAGCACCACACUGUAGCUCAAUUGUUCUAUAAGCACCACACUGUAGCUCAAUUGUUCUAUAAGCACCACACUGUAGCUCAAUUGUUCUAUAAGCACCACACUGUAGCUCAAUUGUUCUAUAAGCACCACACUGUAGCUCAAUUGUUCUAUAAGCACCACACUCUAGCUCAAUUGUUCUAUAAGCACCACACUGUAGCUCAAUUGUUCUAUAAGCACCACACUGUAGCUCAAUUGUUCUAUAAGCACCACACUGUAGCUCAAUUGUUCUAUACGCACAACACUGUAGUUCAAUUGUUCUAUAAGCACCACACUGUAGUUCAAUUGUUCUAUAAGCACCACACUGUAGCUCAAUUGUUCUAUACACACCACACUGUAGCUCAAUUGUUCUAUACGCACCACACUGUAGCUCAAUUGUUCUAUAAGAACCACACUGUAGUUCAAUUGUUCUAUAAGCACCACACUGUAGUUCAAUUUUUCUAUAAGCACCACACUGUAGUUCAAUUGUUCUAUACGCACCACACUGUAGCUCAAUUGUUCUAUAAGCACCACACUGUAGCUCAAUUGUUCUAUAAGCACCACACUGUAGCUCAAUUGUUCUAUAAGCACCACACUGUAGCUCAAUUGUUCUAUAAGCACCACACUGUAGCUCAAUUGUUCUAUAAGCACCACACUGUAGCUCAAUUGUUCUAUAAGCACCACACUGUAGCUCAAUUGUUCUAUAAGCACCACACUGUAGCUCAAUUGUUCUAUAAGCACCACACUGUAGCUCAAUUGUUCUAUAAGCACCACACUGUAGCUCAAUUGUUCUAUAAGCACCACACUGUAGCUCAAUUGUUCUAUAAGCACCACACUGUAGCUCAAUUGUUCUAUAAGCACCACACUGUAGCUCAAUUGUUCUAUAAGCACCACACUGUAGCUCAAUUGUUCUAUAAGCACCACACUGUAGCUCAAUUGUUCUAUAAGCACCACACUGUAGCUCAAUUGUUCUAUAAGCACCACACUGUAGCUCAAUUGUUCUAUAAGCACCACACUGUAGCUCAAUUGUUCUAUAAGCACCACACUGUAGCUCAAUUGUUCUAUAAGCACCACACUGUAGCUCAAUUGUUCUAUAAGCACCACACUGUAGCUCAAUUGUUCUAUAAGCACCACACUGUAGCUCAAUUGUUCUAUAAGCACCACACUGUAGCUCAAUUGUUCUAUAAGCACCACACUGUAGCUCAAUUGUUCUAUAAGCACCACACUGUAGCUCAAUUGUUCUAUAAGCACCACACUGUAGCUCAAUUGUUCUAUAAGCACCACACUGUAGCUCAAUUGUUCUAUAAGCACCACACUGUAGCUCAAUUGUUCUAUAAGCACCACACUGUAGCUCAAUUGUUCUAUAAGCACCACACUGUAGCUCAAUUGUUCUAUAAGCACCACACUGUAGCUCAAUUGUUCUAUAAGCACCACACUGUAGCUCAAUUGUUCUAUAAGCACCACACUGUAGCUCAAUUGUUCUAUACGCACCACACUGUAGUUCAAUUGUUCUAUAAGCACCACACUGUAGCUGAAUUGUUCUAUACGCACCACACUGUAGUUCAAUUGAUCUAUAUGCACCACACUGUAGCUCAAUUGUUCUAUAAGCACCACACUGUAGCUCAAUUGUUCUAUAAGCACCACACUGUAGCUCAAUUGUUCUAUAAGCACCACACUGUAGCUCAAUUGUUCUAUAAGCACCACACUGUAGCUCAAUUGUUCUAUAAGCACCACACUCUAGCUCAAUUGAUCUAUAUGCACCACACUGUAGCUCAAUUGUUCUAUACGCACCACACUGUAGCUCAAUUGUUCUAUAAGCACCACACUGUAGCUCAAUUGUUCUAUACGCACCACACUGUAGCUCAAUUGUUCUAUACGCACCACACUGUAGCUCAAUUGAUCUAUAUGCACCACACUUUAGCUCAAUUGUUCUAUACGCACCACACUGUAGCUCAAUUGUUCUAUAAGCACCACGCUUUAGCUCAAUUGUUCUAUACGCACCACACUGUAGCUCAAUUGUUCUAUACGCACCACACUGUAGUUCAAUUGUUCUGUACGCACCACACUGUAGUUCAAUUGUUCUAUACGCACCACACUGUAAUUGUUCUAUAUACGCCGAUGUGAGCUGUAAAUGCCGAUCCCAAAGCUUUCUCACCUGUAACACAUUUUUACAUAAAACCCCAGGUGACUGUCGGUGAAAGCCAAAGAUUAGUGCCAAGCCUAGCGAUAAAUCUCUUCGUGGAUUAAAUUGUUGUAUUAAUUAACAGACUGAUCCGUUUAGGCUGAUGUUGUGUUGCAUUUACAAUCUGUACGAUGUUAUGUUGUUGAUUUGCCAACUUUGUUUUCGUAAUGAUGUUUUGCCCCAUUGGGGUCAUGAGUCGUCUAUAAGAAUGUUCCAUUCAUCUCUUUCAAGUUGCGUCCAGGCAUGGGCGCCCGCAGGUAGGGGCAAGGGGGGCACUUGCCCCCGCCCCUGGAUUGAUUGGAUAAAAAAGUUUUAGACAAAAAUAGACAAAAAUGUAUUAAAGUAAAGAGAAAAUAAAGAGAAAGUAACUAAGCUGAUGUCCUGUCCGUUCUUUCACCAUACAAAUAUGCUACAGUAAAUUAAAACUACAUUAAAACUUUACUAAAAAAAUGUUGCCCCCCCUGAAAAGUUAAUCGAUUUUUUUGCCCCCCCCCCUUAGAAAGUUUUCUGCAGGCGCCCAUAAGUCCAGGUGUAUCCCUUACUUUGUGUGGCUUCCUCCAGCUCGCGUCUCCAUGUAUUCUUCGACCUUCUUCUCUUUCUUUUUUCAAUUUGGAUUCAUGUUAAGGGUUGUCUGGUGAUGCUAUCUGGGGGUUUGCGAAGAGUGUGCCCUAUCCACCUCCAUCUUUUCCUUACGAUGCCUUCAGCAAUGGACACCUGGUAUUUCCAGUAAGUCUUUGUUGGUGAUCUAGUUUGACCAUUUGAUGUUCAGGAUCUUUCUAAGGCGAGUUUAAAUGAAGGUUUGUACUUUCUGCGUGAUGCUCGCUGUUGCUCUCCAAGUUUGUUUACGCUAAGUUGAAAUGACCAAGAUCGAUAGAUCAGAAACACAAGGGACAAGUUAAGAAUCAACUGAGAUUAGCGUGGAAGUGGCACUAGCCCCAGCAAAGCUGCAGCUUCUCUCGGUUCACAAAUCUCACUUCACUUGGUUCAAAAGUCUCUCUGCUCUUGGUUCACAAAACUCACGGCUCUUGGUUAACAAAUCUCUCUGCUCUUGGUUCACAAAUCUCACUUCACCUGGUUCAAAAGUCUCUCUGCUCUUGGUUCACAAAACUCACGGCUCUUGGUUAACAAAUCUCUCUGCUCUUGGUUCACAAAUUUCAAUGCUCUUGGUUCACAAUUCUCACUGCUCUUUUGGUUCACAAGUCUCACUGCUCUCGGUUCACAAGUCUCUCUGCUCUUGGUUCACAAGUCUCACUGCUCUUGGUUCACAAGACUCACUGCUCUUGGUUCACAAGACUCACUGCUCUUGGUUCAUAAGUCUCACUGCUCUUGGUUCACAAGUCUCACUCCUCUCGCUUCACGAAUCUCAUUGCUCUUGGUUUACAAAACCCAAUACUCAUUGUUCACAGUUCUUACUGCUCUUGAAUAUCACCGCAAAGAAAUACCAUCAAAUUUAAUGAAGUCUCGCUCUAGUGAUUUUAGAGAAAUCACUCCACGUAUGUUGUAUUAUCAUUGUAUAGUAUUUUCACAGUCGCUUCCCCUUUGUUAUUGUUGAGUGAAACCCGUGUUUGUUGUGCUCAGAUGUCAGAUACCAUGUCGUGUUGUAUUUAGAUAUCAGAUAUCAUUUUGUGUUGUACUCAGAUGACAGAUGCCAUGUUGUGAAGUACUCAGAUGCCAGAUGGCAUGUUGUGUUGUACUUAGAUGUAAGAAGUCAGUUUGUGUUGUACACAGAUGUAAGAGGCCAUGCUGUGUUGUACACAGAUGUCAGAGGCCAUGUUGUGUUGUACACAGAUGUCAGAGGCCAUGUAUUGUUUACACAGAUGCCAGAGGCUAUGGUGUGUUGUACUUGAUGUAAGAAGUCAUUUUGUGAUGUACACAGAUGUCAGAAGCCAUGGUGUGUUGUAAUCAGAUUCAUGAGCCAUGUUGUGUUGUCCUCAGAUGCCAGAGGCCAUGGUGUGUUGUACACAGAUGUCAGAAGCCAUGUUGUGUUGUUUGUGAGUUGUCAGUAAAAAGGUCUAAGCUUUAAGCCGUGUUGUCAUCUGACUGUGUGUUAGUGACAGUAUUACUGAAUACAAUAACUCAUCCCAAAGCGGCAAAGUCCGUACACGUUGUCUCGAUAAAACGCUUCUAUCUGCUCGUGUCGGAAACAGCAGCGUUCUGCUUGUCACAUUUAUAAAUUAGAAGAAACAAAUCUGCAAUUUAACAUCAAGCAUUAAUGAAAUACCAUUAAAAAUAAUUAAAUAUCAUUUUUCUUUAAUCGACAGAAAUGAUUAAAAGUAUACCCGGAUGUAUCAGUGACUUAAAAGAGAGUUGUCGGCCCGCCAAAGUCACAGUCUUAAAAGUCAUCGAGGCCCAAAUGUCGCAGGCGAAAUCACUGAUGCGUUCGGACCCCAAGGUGAAGGUCAUACACCUCAUCCGCGACCCGAGGGGCGUCCUGAGUUCGAGGCGCUAUUUUCGGAAGUUCAACGACGAAGACCCGGAGAGCUUUUCAAGGGACAUUUGUAACAGCGUCCUGGAGGACAUUGGGAUCUCGAGGAGUCUGUCUCAGACAUUCCCGGGGCGUGUCUUGACCGUCCGUUACGAGGACAUCGCUAAAGAACCAAUACGCGUCACCAAACAGCUGUACCGAUUCGUCGGGCUGGAGAUGACGCCGUCCUUGGAAAAACGGAUAUGGGAGAUGACGUACGCGGGACUACCCGACGACUGCAACAUUUGUCCCGUGCGGAGCAACAGCACCGAGACAGCCAACGGCUGGAGGAAGGGGCUCAGCUUUCGAACUGUCGCCAAGAUACAGGAGGAAUGCAAGACGCUGUUCGCGGUGAUGGGGUACAGAAGUUUCACGACGGAGGAUGAACUGAAAAGCCUUCACAUUCCCACAACGUUCGACGAGUAUGAUUCCAGAUUAAGGAAAGCGGAUGCAAGAGAUUAAAGUUACAGUGAAGACUAUUUUACAGGCG